Molecule: messenger RNA, 3060 nt
Organism: Penicillium soppii
Lineage: Eukaryota; Fungi; Ascomycota; Eurotiomycetes; Eurotiales; Aspergillaceae
Exons: 1
Coding region: 1-3060 (1019 amino acids)
Molecular function (GO): S-adenosylmethionine-dependent methyltransferase activity
Source: RefSeq, a predicted model, not a curated record
AUGACCGACACACUUUUGUCUCCGACUCUACGAUGUCCGCCCCCACGGCAGGCCCAUGGGACGGUUCUUAAUACUAUAAUCGAAGAUAUGCGCGAAUCUCACUGCGCUCAAAGUCCAAAAGUUUCAUCUCCGUUAAAGCGAGCGCCGGCAACCAUCAGCCCUCAGUUGAAACUUAUAACCACCGGGCUACCAGUAUCAUUACACUCCCGCCUGGAUCGUUUGAUGCCGCCGGUCUCAGCAGGUACUACAUCAUCAUCAUGUUCAGAUGAAGAAUGGCAAUCACAAAUUGAAGUAAACCAGGGAUACGAUGACUUGUAUAAUACUAUGGAUGACGAUGAUAGCAUUGACGACCAUGGAACUGAGAUCAGCGAUUCAUGCUUUUCCCCCGAUACGCGGCCAUCGAGCUUGGUUACACCGAUUACCAGAAACUCGGUGACCUCGACUGGGACCCCGACUGGGAGCAGAAAGCGUUACCUCACCCUUGAGAUUCCAUCGCCUACGGGUUGGCAGUCAAUGACAGGAGGCGCCAAGAGCUCCCCAAUCCCACCAACGCCUCCGCCUAAGAUUCCAAUGUCGCCAGCAGCGCUAUCGAUGCUCAGCCAUACUGUACCUGCAUCGUAUGCGCCGCCUUCACUCGAUGGUAGCAUUUCUUCAGAUCCAGAAAGUGGUUUGCGUACACCAGAUACUCAAUCCCUUCCUGACACGAAUUGGAAUUUGCAUGAUAUUCGUGUUCGACCAGACCUGGAUGGCAGUGAAAGUGAUCUCGAUCACGCGGAUGCUAGGUCGGAUAUUCAGACCGUGCCCAUCGCUAUCGAAACCUUGGAGCACGAUUGGCGCCAUGUGCUCGGAAGUUUCCCUCAGAUCCCUUCAGCUGCUCAGUCCUUCUCGCCCCCGCUCUCGCCAGCACCAUCGUCAUCGCUUCAUUUGAGUGACGAGCCGUUUCAAGAAUACGACGACUUAUAUGAUGCCCCCGAGCCUAUCGACGAAGGUGUUUGCUUACCUGACUCGGCUUUGGCAAUGUUGCACCACAUUCGCCUGGAUGGAACACCUGACUCGUGGUCUGAGGCGUCCGAGGGAAACGGCGAGAUGUCUCAACUCCUAGAACCUCCCACUCGGCCUAAAAGUGCCGAUGCGGUUACUCCCGCUUCUGCCCUGUCUGGAUACAGCUUCAGUGAACUGAGUAUCCCGUCUCCCGGUGGCUUCUUUUCCUCGCUUGCGCCCCGUGCUCGCCACACUUGGUCAAUCCCCAAAGAUAAUCGUCGACCAUCAUCUGUCGCUGCAGAGAACUUCUACCAUUUACCAUGGCACCGCGAUGAAGGAGAAAUAGUUGAGCAAGUUGUUGAAUGCCAUAUGCGCGCAGUUGAUGAAGACCCGGUCACAGCUGUCCGUGAUGAGAGAACCCCGCUUACUGCCAUUCGACUGGCAUGUGCUACACCAACUCAGCGGCCCAUCUACCAGGAUAGCCCGAUGAGCUCUGCCUUCGACACAGGUCAAGUCCAGGAGAUUCCUCGCUCUGGAAAAGGGUAUGAGUACGACGAGUGCUAUGACGAGGAACUUCAACAUCGUGCAGUUGCAAGCCACGACCGUACCAAGUUCUGGCUAGCUGCCCAAGCGUCUUACCUCUCCGCUCUCAAUGAGACCAACCCCAUGAACUAUAUCGAGAGUAUCGAACCACCAGAGCUUAGGGAUGCCGAAGUUGAACCCCAAGAUACCACAGAGGACCCUUCCAAAAAGGUCGUCCACUUCGCAGCAGAUAUCCCGGAAUCUCUGAGCCCUCUGCCUCCAAUUCCUGCCACCAAGGACUCAAUAUACUGGCAAGGCUUCCAGUCUAUUCGGAAGCGUUCAAACAAAAUGGAUGGCUUCAUGCACCGCAACAUGCGUUUUGAUGCCAUCCAGUCCACGCGUCUGGGUAUGAGUGACCUUCACAUCAACUGCCUGCUUGGUAAGUAUGAAGUUGUUCGGCCGGAGCGCCCUGCAUACAAGGGUCCUUUCGCCAAAGCUCCCCGCAACUCUGUUAUCACAUGGGAGUUGGCUGAGAAGGCCCAGUUUGCCAAGUUGGAAAAGGAACAACUGGUUCUUGCUCAACUUUGUCAACCCAUGUGGGCCAUGGAUGCUCUUCGUUCUCUUAAUGGCGGUGACUUGCUCACCAGUGCUGCCCAGAAGAUCCUUGCACGAACAAACUUGAAGCCCAGUAUGAACCAAAGCCCUCGCAGGCACAGCUUCCGGGUUUUGGACCUCGGCGGUCACUCCUCAUGUGACUGGGCCUGGCAAGCGGCAUAUGACUUUCCAAAAGCCAAGAUUUACACUGUUUCCAACGAUGAGACCGUGAACAGUGCCAUUAAGGGUCCGCCAAACCACCACCAGGUCACUGUGGCAAAUCUUUGGGAACUCCCCUUUGGCAACAACCAGUUUGAUGUCAUCUCUGCUCGCUCCUUACACGCUUUGUUGAAGACCGAAUGCCCAGCAGGCAAGGACCGUGACGAGUACGAUCUCGUGCUGGAGGAAUGCAUGCGAUGCCUCAAGCCAGGUGGCUAUCUUGAGUUCCAGGUCCUUGACGCUGAAAUCUCGCGCGCAGGACCAUACGCCGCUGCGACCUCUGCGGAGUUUGCCUUCGACCUGCGCACACGCGGCUACGACCCUAUUGCUUCCAAGAGCUUCCUGGCGCGUCUCCACAGCAGUGGCUUCAGUGAUACCAAGCGCAGCUGGAUGUUCCUUCCCAUGGGCACGGAGCCCGUGGAGACUGAACCGCUGCGUGAGGCUCCGGCUCCUCGCGUGCAGAGCCAAAUUGAAGAAUGUGAGGCGGUUCAGGGACCUGUCGGUAGCACAGCUGAUAUUGCUAGCAUGACUGGUUUGAUUGGUGGGUGGAUGUGGGAGCAGUGGUUGUUGAAGUUGCGGAUGGAGAUGGGCCGGGAGAGGCCGAUGUUGCUUGAAGGCGUUGGUGCGUUGUUUGACGAGGGAAGAAAGAGUGGUGCGGGCUGGACCUGCUUGUCUGGAUGGGCUAUGAAGCCGAAGCUUAAGCUUAAGAGUGUUCGUUCUUCGUCUAACACUGGGUCUAUUUAA